Messenger RNA from Oldenlandia corymbosa var. corymbosa, 300 nucleotides. NCBI's taxonomy places the organism in Eukaryota, Viridiplantae, Streptophyta, Magnoliopsida, Gentianales, Rubiaceae. The record is from the annotation of a GenBank genome assembly.
AUGGGGAAGAGACAUGUGGAAGAAGGAGAUAAUAAGGAGAAGAAAAGGCCCACGAAGAGGUCCCCUGUGGCAGCUCUCAGAGACUGGCCCGCGAACACUGGCCCAAAUCUUGAGAGGAGUGUGGCCAAGAUGGCCAAGAAAGUCAAAGGUGUGUUUAUGGAGGUCAUGUGCCAAGACAAAAGUGGAGGGGUGGUGGGUCAGGUACCCGGGUUUGAUGCCAACCAAUCCAAUUUGACUCCAAAUGAACCCGGGUCCACGAUUGUGGCGGAGGAGGGACAAUGUAGUGAAGACCGACGGUAG